This is a messenger RNA of Paramuricea clavata, 885 nucleotides long. NCBI's taxonomy places the organism in Eukaryota, Metazoa, Cnidaria, Anthozoa, Malacalcyonacea, Plexauridae. The record is from the annotation of a GenBank genome assembly.
AUGGAGAAUGGGCAAUUGAUUUUUGAUCAAGAAUUAUUCGAUGAACAAAUGAAAAAAUCUGGUUUGUUGAACAGUUUAUCCAACCCUAUUUUCCCAAUUCAAACGCAGUUUUGCUUCAUCCACUUAACCAUUCAAGAAUUUCUUGCUGCAUUACAUGUGACUGAAACAUACGCUCCAGCCGAUAUGAACGAGUUUAUUACGAAUCACAUUAGAAGUGGUAAAUGGCAUUUAGUCCUUCAGUUCAUUGCAGGACUUUUAGGCAAGAAAAUCAAGAUGUUUUAUAGGGAUUACAUCGAGUGUGUUUUGGCAUUUGCAAAAAACUGCGAUGUUAUUCAUGGUAAACAUAAUCUAAAUGUCAAUCAAGUUCUGGUGAUGAAGUGUUUAAGGGAAGUAGAUGAUGAAGAGAUUGUUAAAGACGUUUGCGAAACAACUGCUAUGAACGAUGUUGUAAAACUUCGUGUUGAUGGCUUUCAUCCAAGUGAUAGUGCGGCGGUGAUGUUUGUUUGCAAACACAUGAAAAAUUUAACACAGCUAUAUUUUCGAAAUUAUGCAGAUUGUUUUCGGGAAUUCCUGCAAUUGUUACAAAAAAGAUGCAUAAAUAUACUAGAAUUGAUGGAGGGAUUCGGAGACAAAGAUAAACACAUUGGCGCGGGACCUGUAUUUAGCGCAUUAAUGAAAUCACACUGUACAUUGAACCACAAGCACACUAACUUGACUUUCUUAAUGCUUCAUGGUGUUUUGUUGGACGACCCAGGUUUAUCAAACAUGCGUGCAUUUUUUGAAAACGGGCAUGCAAAACAUCUUGAGAAAUUUCAUUUUGAUCUACCCCUAAGUCCCCUAUCGUGGAGAGAAGAAAUGAAUUACACGGCGCCACUGAGCGCUCGU